Tetrahymena thermophila SB210 is the source of this 2082-nucleotide messenger RNA. RefSeq lists its product as hypothetical. The record is from RefSeq and is a predicted model, not a curated record. Lineage: Eukaryota; Ciliophora; Oligohymenophorea; Hymenostomatida; Tetrahymenidae. The transcript has 5 exons.
AUGGCAGCUAUUAGGGAAAUAGGAACAGAAGAUCUUACUAAUAUAGAUCUGGAUGAUUCCGAUUUUGAAUAGUUUUUGAUUAACAUAAAUUAAAGUGAUAUAGAUGUUUCUUAGAAACUGUCUAAAGAAACUGUUAAUGAUAAUUUGUAAUAAAUUUUCAUUUAUAGCUGUGAGUAGUUUUUAAGCAAUUACAAGCCUCUAUAUGACACAAUAUAGCAAAUAAGCGAUUAUUCUGCAGAAUUAAAUCACAGUCUCAAUAAAAUUGAUGAUUUAAGCUCUGUCCUUAAAUAUUAAAAUAGAUCUCAUCUCUUUAAAAUUGAAAAACUUUAAUUGAGAGAAGAUGAACUUUAAGAAAAGAAAAAAAUUUUAGAUAAAUUAUUUGACGAUUCUCACAUAGACAGCGAUUUAAUUAGGCAUUUACUACAUAGUGAAGUUAUUGAUGAGAAGUUUUUUAAGGCUUUCCAAUCAAUAGAAGCUCUUAAAUAGCUGUAUGAUGAACUUGGCAAAGUUGAUUCGCCUGAAUAAGGAUUAAGGAAUAGUUUAAUGAAGAAUUUUAAUGAAAUUAGAAGUGUUGGUUUGAGUAGAAUGAUCAAAGCAUUGCAUACAAGCAUAUAAAAAUCAUAGCCAUAAUCUUUGAAGCUAUUUAGAUAAUCUUUAGAAGAAAAUGAAGAGGGAUAUUUGAAAUUUUUAGAAGUGCUUUAUAAACACAGAAAAUAAAUAAUUAAAGAGAAGCUAACACCUUUAAAAAAUAAAAUCAAUUAUUCAAUGACAACAAAGAUGAACAUAUUUUUGAAUGAGUUAUUUUUAUCAUUUUUUGAAAUUAUUAGGAAUGAAAAGGCCUUUAUGAGAGAUGUAUUUGAUGAAAACUAAGCUAUUAUGAAAGCCUUGGAUGUAGCUGAUGAGCUUUUUGUUGAGAUACUUUUAAGAGUAGAAAGAUCAUUAAUUGUUGAAAAAGAUUUUUAUGAAAUGUUUAAAAUUAGAGAAUGCUUGGAAAGAAAUAAAAUUAAUUUUAUGAAUAGCAUGAAUAUUACUGAGGAAGACUUGAAAGAUAGUGAAUUAAUUUAGUAAGAAUUAAGAGAAAGAACCACAUCUUUGGGUUAAGUACCUUAACUUUAGUAGUAAUCAUCAUCUUCUAAUAGUAACUAAAACUCUUAGCAAAAAAUAUCUGAUGAAAAGAUAAGUUUUUCUAAUGAUAGGAAAAUGCUAAGUAUUUUACUUGUCUAAAAAUUAAUAAACCAAACUAAUUCGCUCAUUAGGCACAACUUGAGCAACGAAGCUGAUAUUCUAUUAAAUACUAAAUUUGAUAUCCAAAGAAUUGCAGCUUAUUAAUGUAUUGUUGAUCUUGUCGAAAAGGUUAAUAAUGUCUUUAAAAUCAUUUUCUAAGAACCAUAAAGAUAUCAAGAUUUAUCAAUUUUGUAGUUUUUACAUCCAUUAGAAAAUUUAAUUGAAUAAAAAGUGAGCAAAAAAUCAAUUCCUACUUGUAUUUUUAGUGCUAACGUUUAUAUGUAUUUAGUUUAAGAACUUAAUUAAUAUGCAGCUAAUUCAAGAGAGCUAGAAGUAAGACUAAACGAGUAUGAAACUCAAGUAGACGACUAUCUUACAUUCAUAAGUUUGUGCAACUUGCAUGAGCUUCUCAAGCUAGGAAAAAUUGAAAAUUUCGAAAACAAUGUUUAAGAAAGAGUUAACAAGAAAGACCAAGAAGAAAGUUUCAAAUUACUUAUUGUGAAUGCAAAACGUGCUUUUGUAUUCUUACUAAAUCUACAAACACCUGUUUCUAAGAAAAUCUUAUUUAGAGAUCGUUAUCUGAUUUAAGAUGAGCAACAAAGAUAUAAAUUAAAAUAAAAAAUAUUAGAAGAGCUAUUAAAAAGAUAUGCUGUUUUUUAUAAUGAAUUAAAUGAAUAUACAAAGAAAAUUUUUAAUGGAAAUGAGCUUUCUGAUAUCCCUUAAAACGCUAAAUAAUUAGCAGAUAAAUUCAAUUUAGAUAUUAAUGAUUAUAUAGAUUUGUCUAGUACAAACGCUGAAUAAGCAAUUAUUUACACUCCAGAAUAAAUCAAAUAAAAAUUAAACUAAGAAGAAGAGUGA